Filobasidium floriforme is the source of this 5584-nucleotide messenger RNA. RefSeq lists its product as uncharacterized. NCBI's taxonomy places the organism in Eukaryota, Fungi, Basidiomycota, Tremellomycetes, Filobasidiales, Filobasidiaceae. The transcript is spliced from 8 exons. The record is from RefSeq and is a predicted model, not a curated record. Gene Ontology annotation, biological process: protein phosphorylation. The coding region runs from base 119 to 5458 and encodes 1779 amino acids. Gene Ontology annotation, molecular function: ATP binding; protein kinase activity.
UGCCCAUUCGUCUUCGCCUUUCGACCUCACUCCUCAUCUACCACUCGACCGGGAGUCAGACCAACCCAAUUGUUCCACUAUCCUGUCUCUGUCGGCUUCAGACUUGUCACCUGCCAUAAUGUCGACCCGACGUACGAGCUUCCAGAUGCCUACCAGCCGAUCGAGCCCGGGUGGCAGUCUACCUCCACCGCCCGCUUCCUCCUCGGGAAGCGCCGGGGUCGUGACGAGGAGGAUGCCGUUGUACAGUCAUACGGAGAGGGACGAUCUUGAUGAUCUAGACGAAGAGGAAGAGGAGGAAGAUGACGAUUUCGGAGGCCCGAGGUCGAGAUCGACAAACAACAAUACCACCUCGACUAACGCACCCCGAUCCCGUAAUUCCCGUUCUUCGAGCCUCGACCUCCCUCCUCCAUCAACGUCGACCGCCAACACUCGCAAUCGCAAACCUAGCACCGCAAUAAAACCCCAUCCCAACUCGAAAACCAACCCCAAAACCCUCUCUGGCCGCCCGUGGAUGUUCGGCGCCAACCCGGGGAUGCGUGGGGGUGGGUUGUAUGGAACAGACAAAGAGUACGAGGGUUACGAAUACGAGUACGAUGGACCGGACCCGGACGCGAAUUUCUUCAAGAUCGAUACGAUGCGGAUGGAUGGGAGCGAUUCAGAGGAAGACGAGGAGGGUGCCGUCAUCGUUGGUGGUGGAAAUGGGAAUGGAGCGGGACAAGUCGGCGUUGCCGGAUCGGUUUCUGGAUCGGGGAUGACGAGGCGGGGCAGUGGGAGGAAGAGGUCGAUACAGGAGGUCACGGAGCCAGCACCGGGCAAGACGUAUGAGACAGUCGGGGAUGGGGCUACACCGGCGACCAUGACCGAGAUGGCAAACGCCAGCAACGGAGCUGAAGCAGGCGAUUCCACUGGUGCUGGUACGGCCACGGGUGACAAUACGGUCGGUGGUCCAGCCGUGCCUGUGAUGAGCCCUGCGGACCCCGUCACCGAGUACAGCUCGAAAGUGGCCAGUCACGUCAAACGACAGAUCUCUGACGAGGUUAUUCCCAUGCUCGCCACCCCCAACUCGGACGAAGGGAGGGAACGUCUGGAAUGGCAGACCAUGCUCGUCUCGGUGCUCGAGGGUGAGAUCUUGAAGGGCGAGAAAUCCCGGAUCGGAGGAGAGAGGUCGACGAGCGAGACGUACAAGAAGGAGUUGGGUACGGCGUUUUGGUGGGAGAUUCGAGCCAAGUUGAGAGGGAGGAGCGACAUGGAGGAGAAGCGGAGGGUCAAGGAGAGAAAGGAUCGCAUGGUGGACGCCAUCCUGGAAGAGAUUGAUCGGUUCAAGGUCUCGAUCCCUGACGACGCCCUGCGCAAAGAGGGUAACGCUCUGGCUCAAGAGGUCGAGACGGCGGUUACUUCGGGGGUCAAUGGCGAGGCGACAAUCCAGUCUGAAGCCCAUGCGGCAGAGGUGGCCAUGACCGCCGAUCAACACGCCAUGCUACAGGUGCUCAACAUCCUCAACAAGCUCAGCCUGGCCGAAUCGCUUUAUCCGAAUAGGAUGGCCAUGAUGUUGGAAAAACCGUUGUACAAGGCCGAGACGUUUCAGGCCAGGGUGGACGCCAUGUCUUCCUGGGCGACCAACGUCAGGCUGGUCCAGGCCAUCGUCGGUCGAUUGAGGCAGUGGACCGGGAGCGAAGAGCUCGACGUGACCAAGCCGAACACAAAUCACGAGAAACCGCUCGUCACCCACGGAGGGAGACAUUACCCUGGGGACGCCAAGGCGAGGAUCGACGCCGCUGACGAUUCGACGUUCAUAGAACGGACCCUGAAAGAGGUCUCGAUCGAAAAGCUGUUCGAGAAGAAGACGUUGACGGACCUCUACUCGAUCGUUAAAAACAUCAAGCUUUCAAUCAUUGCGCAUCACGCCAUGCUCAACGAGGUCGGCCUGGUCGAUAUUUCGCACUCGACCUUUCACCCGCAGGUCAUCCUCCUCAUUUCGUUUCCCUGUCGACUCGUCGUCGCUGCCUUGCGUGUCAGGCUGAACGCCGCUGCCAAGCUUGUCGAUCCCUCGCUCAUCGUCAUCAACGACAUGUUGCACAACAUGAGAAUGACCCUCGGUGCCGCUUGUCGCGUCAAGUACGAGUACACGAGGACGUUCGAGUCGGAUCCGGAAAAGGCUUGGCAGAUCCCUCAUUGCAUCGGGGAGGACUUUGACGAUGUGCUGUUGGAGUCGUUGAGGACAUUUUUCAGGAUCUUGCAGUGGAAGCUGAGAAGCGGAGGCAAGGCGAUCUAUUUCCGAGAGACCGAGGUGCUUGAUCACGAGUGGGAUUUCCUGUACAAGAUCGCCGACGACGUCGCAGGGGGUGACGUGUUGGUGGCAGAGCUUUUCUGUUCCUUGACCAACAAAUUGAUGGUCCGGGUCAUACACUACUUUGAGACUCAGGUCAAAGUACCUAUCAUCACGGAAGAGGAGGAACAGGCCGCUAAUAUCAAUACCAACAAGAUCGACGACGAAACUCACGGGUUGGAUCAAAGUCAGGGACCUCGAGUCAUGCGUCACCGCGAGAUUUUGCCGUGGUUCUCCAAGAUUUUGGAUGCUGUCAAGAUGAGGUAUCGAAAGUUGCAGACUUUUGCGAGGAAACUGACUGAACGGUUCAACAACUCGGCCGAGUACGAUCUUUGCGAUGUCGACCUAGAGCUUGUGCUUGAAGCUCUCGACGACACAGACCACUUUUUCGUCUAUACUGGCUCAUUCGAAGCGCAUGGGACCUAUCUCAUUGCCAGUCCAACGCUCCGAGACCAGCCCGAAAAGAUCAAAGAGCUGUUGUAUCGAGCUUUCCAACGCAAGCCCGGGGACGCCGAGGCCAAGGACAAGGAUGGUAACCCUAAGAAACCAGAGCCCAAGGGGAUGAUCAACUACUCGGCCGAAGAGCUCUUGUUGUCAAACGGCAAGAUUCCCGAGCGAGUCCCAGUCCCGAAACCCAAGCCCUCAAUAAACGAGAUUGCUGAAGAAGAUCUCGAUGGUCGUGGCAAUGAAGUUGAACAGGAAGAGUCGACACAGCAGCCGACGACCAACGUCCCGCAAGAGACACCGGAGCCGCCAGCCGUAUAUUUGUUGAUGUUUUCGCCUCGUCAACGUUUCGUCUGGCCAGGCACGGUCCUACAGCUCGAUCUGCCCUACGUCGACUUCCAAAUCCAGGACAACCGCAUUCGGCUCGUCGCUGAUGGUCCCCUCGGACGGCUGAACGCGGCCAAAGAGACCUUCCUCGACUCCUUCACGGAUGUGCCCACCGGCGAGACCUUUGUCCAGCUCGAGUGCCUCGUGCCGCAACAGGCGCAUUCACCGAGACUUCAGCGAGAACUGCGCAAGAUCGCUCGAUCGGAUCACAGCCUCACGGAGACCAUCGUUGAUUCAGUGUCACACGUGCAGUCGGCCUUGAAAGGGUUCCGUUCACCGAUGGCUCAAGAAUUGCUGCAAAACUGGUUUGCUUUUGCUACGGAACACGGUAGAAAGCUCGGCUUGAAUAUGGAAGUCACAGCUUGGUCUCGUUUCAGCCGGAGACUUAUGCGUCUCGCUGUGAACUGGGUCACGUUCAUCUGCGAUGUCUGCGACCCAUCCGACCGCAAGACUUUCCGUUGGACCGUCAACGCGCUCGAGUAUGCGAUGGCUAUGACGACCGGCACAAACGUAUUGCACCUAGACCAAAAUGAGUUCGCGUUGUUACGUGCCAAGGUCGGAACUUGCAUGCAAUUCUUGAUCGGUCACUUCGACAUUCUCGGAGCUCGAAGUGGUAUGGAAGCGAAGCGAGAAGCCGAGCGGAUUGAAGCCCUUCGACGGUUGCAACGAAUGCAAGAAAAUAUCGACGACGAGUACGGCGUCUCUGCCCAAUCCAGCUCGCCAACUCGGGCCAAUCCUAGCGAAAGGAUCAGUCAACUCACCGAAGAGGUCUAUGGAUCUGCUGCGAUCGACCGAAGUAUUCGUCUGGUUCGAGAUCAACGAAUGGAAUUCCUUAAAGCUCUAGAGGAAGCGAGGAUCGGUCGCAUCAACGACCAGCACCUGGUCGGACAGGUUCUAGACGAAGAGGUGUCCGAGGACCGGUCCCUGCUCUUCUUGGCGUCUUCGUCAUCCAACAUUGCGCUCAAAUGGCAGCAGGGGUCAUUCAUCGGUGGAGGUGCAAACGGAAACGUUUAUAUCGGGUUCAACCUCGACUCGGGUGGUAUCAUGGCCGUCAAGGAAAUCAAGGUUCAAGAUUUGAGUAAUAGUCCCGCGCUCUACAAACAGAUCAAGGACGAGUCCGACGUCAUGCAGAUGCUCUCACAUCCCAACAUCGUCGACUAUUAUGGUAUCGAAGUGCAUCGAGACCGUGUUUACAUCUUCGAGGAAUACUGCGAGGGUGGAAGUUUGGCGGAUCUGCUCGACCACGGUCGAAUCGAGGACGAGGACGUCAUCAUGGUCUACACGCUGCAGAUGUUGCACGGUCUCGAAUAUCUGCACUCGAAGGGUGUGGAGCAUCGAGACGUCAAGCCUGACAAUAUUCUGCUGGGGGCAAAUUCUGUUAUCAAAUUCGUCGAUUUCGGUGCCGCAAAAGUCAUCGUCAAGGGCAACAAGACUAUGGCAAAGACCCGUCGGAUGGCUGCAGGGGAUGGCGCAGCUAUGAGCGGUCUUGCAGGUACGCCCAUGUACAUGGCACCAGAGGUUAUCAAGAACGAGAAGAGCGGUAGAUUAGGAGCCAUGGACAUCUGGAGUAUGGGUUGCGUCAUUCUCGAAUUUGCAACAGGUCACAAGCCUUGGAGCAACCUGGACAACGAAUGGGCCAUUAUGUUCCACAUCGGUGUUUCGACCAAACAUCCGCCGCUUCCUGAACCUGGUCAACUGUCCGAGAUCGGGAUCGAUUUUAUCGAACUUUGUCUCACGCUCGAAGCGGCACGAAGACCGACCGCGGCGGAACUGCUACGACACCCUUGGCUAAUGCCGAUGCAAGAGCAAUUGACUGAGCACAACAGCGGGACGCAAAGCUCGUUUGGCAGCUCAUUCCAAUCUAGCAACAUGACGUCGAUGCGCUCGCAUGGCUUUACACCAGAGACUGGUAUGACUCCGGACACAGAGAUGACCGGCUUCACCACGGGUCUUGAGAAGCCAAGCAGAACAAACUCGGAAGAAGCGGCACACAUUCAAAAACUCGAGACAGCUCAGGGAUCCGCUAUCGAGUCUGCGGAGCAGAACGGUCAGGACCAACAAGAGCAACAGUACGAAGAGGGUCAAGAGCAGCAGUAUGCCGAAGGCCAGGAGCAGCAGGACGACGAUCAAUCAUAUCCCAGUCUGGAGCCUGCCGCCCUGGAGAUGGUGAUGGAAAGGGCAGAGCAGGACGACGAGCUCGCCGAGUCUUUGCGGUCCGCUCUGACCAUCAUCGAUGAUUGCAUGAACGACUAUGGGUCAGCCCGAGAUCCCGACCACUUGGCAACCAGUUGGCUGUACUGAUAAGAUACUCUACACAGGGAGGAGAAUAUUGCGCUGUCUUACAACGGUGGAAAGGACUGCAUCAUCCUUCUACACCUUAUCGCCGCUUGUCUGUACCGUCGACAUCAAGCUGCGCUCCCAGGAGAC